This is a messenger RNA of Eimeria tenella, 408 nucleotides long. RefSeq lists its product as uncharacterized. The transcript has 2 exons. The record is from RefSeq and is a predicted model, not a curated record. NCBI's taxonomy places the organism in Eukaryota, Apicomplexa, Conoidasida, Eucoccidiorida, Eimeriidae. Bases 1 to 408 code for a protein of 135 amino acids.
AUGUGGAACCCACAUGCGGGGGAAAACGACGUCAUUUCACGUGACUGCCUUCGGCUCUCAUGUUGUGCAGACAGCCAGGAGUGCGUGGAUGCGGUGAAUGCCGUGAGAAGUGCCGAGGACCUGAAUCUAGCUUUAUUCACUGCAGCAAAAACUGAAGAAGACGAAGUAGAAGAAAAGAGCGCAGCCGAAGCUACGGCAUACGAGAAUGCCCUGUACGCGCUGACCUGUGAACAAAUCAACAAAUCAACGAUCGAGCCGGUAGCAAGUGAUGUGCAAUGGUUCAAUUUCUUGUCAGGUCGGGGCCAAGUACACGCUAAUCUACUAUUCCAAACAAGGUGGAACAGUGAUGAAGCCGUCACAUUCUGGCAAACUGGACUUGAGCAACUGGGGUCAGUCAACGUCCCCUAA